AGUUCGCGUGCCGGCGCAUCCUGUUCCUUGACCUGCCAUGGCCCAGGCCGGACCUCUGAACCUCAAUAACGAGGUGGUGAAGAUGAGAAAAGAAGUGAAGAGGAUACGAGUUUUGGUUAUCCGAAAACUUGUCAGAAGUGUUAGCAGACUGAAGUCAAAAAAGGGUACUGAAGAUGCACUGUUAAAAAACCAAAGACGAGCACAACGAUUACUUGAAGAGAUCCAUGCCAUGAAGGAAUUAAAACCUGAUCUAGUGACUAAAUCUGCUCUUGGUGAAGAUAUCAACUUUGAAAAAAUCUGCAAAAAGCCAGAUUCUACUGCAACUGAACGAGCAGUUGCCAGACUAGCAGUACACCCGCUUCUGAAGAAAAAAAUAGAAGUGCUAAAAGCUGCUGUCCAAGCCUUUAAAGAAGCCCGACAAAAUGUUACCGAACUCGAUUCACAGAAGAAUGCUUCAGAGGAAAAUCGUUCUGAGGACACUUUGUGUUCAAAUGAUAAUGCCAGUAAGUUACAGCAGGAAGAAGUUAGUGUUAUCAAUGAGCAAAAUGGGAAUGAAGCCAAAAUUCUGGCAAAGAAACCAAUAAAUAACUCAAAGACAAAAAUGGCCAAGGUGGAACAUGGACCCAAAGCAGUAGGCCUUCCAACUCCUCCAUCAAAGCCUUCGGGAAAGGGUUCUCUAGUUCCCCCUGAACCCCAGAAGAUACCUGCUUCCCCCAAGAUGAAAACACAAAGUCAAACCAAAGAAAAAAAAGGAUCCGAUAGCUCACUUGGUGGUGACAGUGAUGACGAAGCAUUACAUGAAGAGGAGAAGGAGUAUUUUGAUGACAGCACAGAAGAGAGGUUUUAUAGACAGUCUUCCAUGUCUGAGGAUAGCGACAGUAGUGACGACUUCUUCAUUGGGAAAGUCAGACGAACACGAAAGAAGGAAAGUAGUCAUCGUUCUUCAGAUAAGGAACAAAAGUCCCUCCAAAAAGGGUUACCCAAAGAAGGCACAAGUGAAACUCACUGGGACAUAAGAAAUGACAAAAACAAGCCAAGUGCAGAACCCAGGAGAUUAGAAUCAGUGUUUUUCUACUCUUUAUCUGGAGCUAAAGGCUCUAAAAGAGAUUACAGAGAACAGGCUCCCAAAAGCAAAACCCUCGAUUUUCCACAAAAUGAAACCCAGGUCAAGAAUCAGCUUAAUAAAAAUGCACAACGAGGACUUAAAAACACAAAAGAGCAAUUGCAGCAGCCUCUUCAUCCUUCAUGGGAAGCAAGCAGAAGGCGAAAAGAACAGCAGUCUAAAAUUGCUGUGUUUCAGGGGAAAAAAAUCACAUUUGAAGAUUGAUUAAUGUCUCUUUUUAUGAAAUUCUUCAACUAAAACUUACUUUCCUUUUUUUUAAUAAAUGAGCCUGUUAUUUAAUUUGCAUUUGAAUACGUUUCUUUAGAGGGGUUAUUGAAUUUUGUUUGUUUUUCUUUUCCUAUGUAAAUUCACGUUAAGUGUA
Molecule: messenger RNA, 1484 nt
Organism: Otolemur garnettii (small-eared galago)
Lineage: Eukaryota; Metazoa; Chordata; Mammalia; Primates; Galagidae
Gene: SRFBP1
Product: serum response factor binding protein 1
Exons: 8
Coding region: 38-1327 (429 amino acids)
Biological process (GO): maturation of SSU-rRNA
Cellular component (GO): 90S preribosome; nucleus
Source: RefSeq, a predicted model, not a curated record